Molecule: messenger RNA, 3015 nt
Organism: Gaeumannomyces tritici R3-111a-1
Lineage: Eukaryota; Fungi; Ascomycota; Sordariomycetes; Magnaporthales; Magnaporthaceae
Exons: 2
Coding region: 200-2557 (785 amino acids)
Source: RefSeq, a predicted model, not a curated record
CCAUCAACAAACAAUGAGCCUUGACCAGAAGGAACGGAGCGCAAUUGAAGCCGCGCGUACCCUAACCCCCAACCAGACCACCUCGCCCAUCAAACGGCUCGAGUGAAGAGACAAGCGGAAAAGGCUACCUAGGCGCGAGGUGCUGCCUCAUCACCACGCAGUGUCUAGACAGGCAGCACAAGCACAGGUCAUCGCGUCCAUGGCUUCGUUCAAGCCGCCUGUCGCGACGCACUUCGCCAACUCGCCUGUGGCCUCUCGCACGAGACGCGGGAAGACAAGCGGCCAAGCACCAACACCAACCCCAACCCUAGGCGACCACCAGCCUGGUGGGAUAGCCGCCCUCGCCGCCGCGGCGUCGAGCCAUUCAGACGCCGACCAGACGGACAGAGUCCACGGCGCCCGGAGGGGCCCACCGCGCGGUCAUACCCAGGACCAGAGCAUCCACAGCAUCCACAGCGUCAGCAGCGAGCCGCUGGAGCAGACCCGCCCGGACCAGUCGCAAGAUGCGACCCGGCGUAUCAGCGCCUCGCCCGAGCCCAUUCCCUACUUCGAUCGGUUGUUCAACCAGCCCGGCGCUCAGGAAACGCCUUCUAAGAGAGGGCAACAAAUCAUGGCCCGCGCAAGUUCCCGCGCCGGUGGCAGAGCUCGCGCCUUGAACAAGCGCCUCCCGUGGCUGCGGGACGCCGCCAAGGAGCUGCAUGAUCUGCUGUCUUAUCGCGCGCUGCCCAUGAACAAUACCGACGACUUUGUCGAGGAGCUCGAGGUGGCGCGUGACCAGCUGGCAGCCCUCAGCAAGCUCUACCGAGACAAAACGAGCGAGUCCCGCUUUAUCAGCAGUGUUGAUAUCACCACUCUGCUCGCGCACCCUCCGGACAGCAGGCAGUACUUGGAUGUGAAGAAUAUCGCCUGCAUCGUGAACCUGGGCGAGUUCUCGUGCAGUCUCUUCCCGUUCCACGCCCACGACGCCGGCAAGGUGACCAUGGAGCUGUUGUCUCAGCUCGACACCUUUAGCUUCCCUUUGGAUUUCACAACAGCCACUCUUCUUGAUCGUGACGACUGGAAGGAGCGGACCAUCGAACUUGCGAUCGACGUCCGAACCCAGCUCGCAAUCUCCAGACUCCAAAAAGAAAAUGAGGAUGGGUCUCCUCAGAAGGUUAUACUGGACGCCUUCUGCACCAACGUGAUCAAAACCGACCAAGAUAUAAGCGCGAUUCUAGACGACAGCUCCCAGUUCAAGUCACUUCCCGGGUGUGAUUACGUUCGCCUUUUGCACCCAGAGCUGGACGUGGACCAGAUUCGAAAGCGGUACGCGGCAAGGUGUGAGACCAUGCUACAGCUUCUGGGGGCAGACAGCACCGUCACGCCCGAAAUCCUAGCCAAUAUGGUCACAAAAUUUCCUCCGCGAAGGCUCGUGAAAGACCUGCAGGCCUGGAUCGAAACCACACUGGAGCUAUUCGAGGACUCGCUGGGGAAUGGCAGCCUCCGCAACUCGCAAGCGCUGCAUGCUCAGGUCGAAUACGGGCACCACGACGUAUCUGCUUCCCAAGAAAGCAUGUUCGAUGUGAGCUCUAGUGCGAUCCAAGACUUUAUGAAAGCGAGGGACUCUUCCCCGCAAGCGACGCAGCGGGGCCAACAAUUCAACGGCCACGGCACGGCUGGGGGUGAUAGCACCACCAGCCCUAGUGCUUCUCAGGGCCUCUCGCGCAAGCGUGCACGGGCAGAGUCAGACGCUGGCCCAGCCCAAGAUGACGACGAGGACGAUCCCUUCCAGUUCGACAACCGCGCCAUUGUUCCCAACAGUCAGUCGAUGCCGCCGCCGCCACCACCACGACCCUCGACCCGGGCGCCGGGCAACUCUCGCAGAGGAAUUAAGAGAGUCCGAAGAGAGGAUGUCCCGGUCGACCCCAGCCUGACAGGACAUUCCCCUUCGGCUUCAGGCGCUCUGGUCGCUAUCGAGAGCCACUCAGGCAACGGCUCUUUUGUGCAGAGCGAUGAUGGAGGUGGUUCGCGCUACAGCAGCACCCCGGCUUUGCCUGACAUUGAGUGGCUGUCGCAGCAGUCCAAGGCUGUGUCGCUGGAGGCGCGGCAGAGAAACCCGAAGACGCCUCAAAAGCGCACCGCGUGGAGCACGCACGACUGCACCCAGCUCAUCAGGGCCAUUUGCGAUCACGAGGCCAAAUGGAGCAAAAUCGCUGCGGGGAUAAAAAAUGGCGAGAUUCCGUUUGACCGCGAGCGCGACCAGCAAGCGCUGCGGGACAAGGCGCGGCUCCUAAAGGUGGACAUGCUCAAGACCGACCAGAUCCUAUCGCCCGGCUUCGACAAUGUCGUACUGGGGCGAAAAGAACGGAGGGCAGUCGAGGAGGUGGGCAGAAACCCGGAGCGCAAGGAGGCCGACAUGGAAAACGGCAUCCCCACCAACACGAUGAGGCCCUAUCCCGAUCACCCAGAGGAGAACCAGGCGGUCGCUUCCAGCGUGCCGCCUGAAGAGCGGCGGCCACAACCCCCGCUUGAGGAACGCUCACAAGGCCAUACUUUGGCCGAUCGUAUAGUCGAUUAGAGGACGACUAUGGACGGGUCUCAGACAAGCGACUGGUGAGGGGCCGGUUGGGCCUGAUCACGAGCAUCAACAGAAAGUACAUGGUGAAGCUGAUGGUCUGCCGACAUGCCAUUAUCGUUGCUUCCGAACCGGGGCACACGCACAGGAUUGCCCAGCCAGGUCGCCACGAUUUAUAUUAUGGGGUACAAUUCUCAGGGCCCCGCGGACCCACGCUGUGUUAAUCAAUUGGCUCUAUUGUCUUGUUCUUUCUGCUUCCCGACCAGCAGGCGCGGUGACCGGCCCACCUGCCUCGUUUCCAUGCACCCCCCGGAUCUGUGGCAUAAGAAGCCGAGCUCCGGCUGCUCAGGCCCAUGGAAAUGGCUUCCACCUUGUUGGCCGAUAGAACGAACGUCUCACGAGGUUAAUGGAGCAGCGAAGAAGCUGGCCGAGCAUUGUAUUUGUCCUGCAUCGUCGUUGCU